Molecule: messenger RNA, 880 nt
Organism: Culex pipiens pallens (northern house mosquito)
Lineage: Eukaryota; Metazoa; Arthropoda; Insecta; Diptera; Culicidae
Gene: rtv
Exons: 3
Coding region: 198-665 (155 amino acids)
Biological process (GO): regulation of synaptic transmission, cholinergic; sleep; positive regulation of voltage-gated potassium channel activity
Source: RefSeq, a predicted model, not a curated record
ACCAGGCAACCCGUCGUCGUCGCAGACAGACAGACGAAGAAAUACCACGAACGCGGAGGUUCGUCACUUGAGCCAUCGAUCGACCAAGUCUUCGCCCGAAGGUUUUUCUUUUCUUCCGCACUAGAAUUUCGUUCGCCAAUUUGCGCGUGCGUACGUAGUUUAGUGGUCCGAUAAGCUUCAAAAUUGUCUGGCUAAGAAUGUGGAAACCGAUCGAGUUGGCGCUGCUUUCGCUGGGAGUAAUACUACUUUCUAAUCAAAUCACCCAAACCAAUGCCCUCCUGAAGCGAUGCUACCAGUGCAGAUCCCGGGGGGAGCUCGGAAGCUGCAAGGAUCCGUUUACGUACAAUGCGACCCAGGUGGAGAAUGAACACGGUGUGACGGCGGUUCCGUGCGCGUCCGGCUGGUGCGGAAAGGUCAUCGAGGGACAGGGAUCGUUCCGGGAAGAUGAUUACGACAUGGCCACCCAGCGGAUGUGCGUCCAGCGGGGUCCCUCGGACUCGGAGGACCGCUGCGCAAACACGAUCUACAACCACAAAAAGGUGUACAUGUGCUUCUGCCAGGGCGAUCUGUGCAACGGAGCAACGACGGCGCGACCGCUGACCAUAGCGAGUGCCCUGGCGGCGGCAGCAACGGGUCUGGCGGCGGCAGUUUUGAGAUUUCACUGAAUUGGGGAAAGAUUUUGGGAACUGAAAAAAAAGUGUGAAAAUAACGCCAAUGUUGGCCGUACUAGGGCGGGAUAGCACGUUUUGUAAAUUAUGAAAUUAUUUAUUUCGAAAGUGUAUCAUUUGUUGAUAAAGUAUUGAAAAGGUUGUAAGUUCGCUACACGAAGAAAUGUAAAGACUUUUGAAAAGAAAUAUACGAUUAUUUUCUUAUUUUGAAA